Molecule: messenger RNA, 1680 nt
Organism: Eutrema salsugineum
Lineage: Eukaryota; Viridiplantae; Streptophyta; Magnoliopsida; Brassicales; Brassicaceae
Product: zinc finger protein ZAT9
Exons: 2
Coding region: 397-1533 (378 amino acids)
Source: RefSeq, a predicted model, not a curated record
GAGAGAGUGUGUGUGUGUGUGUUUGUUUGUUGAGGAGGAAUAGAUCCAAAAAUGAAGCUGACCUUUGAUUACUCGUGUUAGGAACACUUCUCUUUUUCUUCUUUUUUGCUCCAAACUCUACCCAAAAAAAAAAAAAACAAAUCUUUAAACUUUAACAUAGAUGAUACUGUGUGGAAUUUGUAAAGUUUGUUUUUACUUUUCUCCCUGGUUCUUAGCUUCAAGGUCGGAUCUUGUACUUAGCGAGAGAACAACUGUCACAUCCCGAAUCUGAUCGCUAAGAAAGCAUUAAGCUUUCUGCUUCUUCCUCUCUCUCUCUAUCUCUCUGUAGCAUUUGGGAAUUUUCAGUUUUGUCGGUUUGUUGCAGCAUUUCUUCGGAGAUUUGAGAUCAAAUCAAAAAUGGAGAAGAGCAAAGAGAAGGAGUUUGUGUGCAAGUUCUGUAACAAGAAGUUCCCUUCUGGAAAAUCACUCGGAGGUCACAUCAGAAUUCAUACGAACCAGUACUCAGUUGAUUACAAUGGCAAUCGCCUGAGAGAGAAAAACAAGAGAUUGGUGGAUCAGAGAGAGAUGAAACAGCAACAACGACAACUUUGUUGCAGAGAAUGUGGUAAAGGGUUCGAUUCUUUGAAAGCUCUUUGCGCUCACAUGGAUUCUCACUCCGAGGGAGAGAAGAUGGUGAUGGACGGCCAAUCUGAUACCGAGACUUCUUCGGCUCGUAUCAGGAAACGAUCUAAGAGGGUGAUGAGACAGUCCAAUUCAGGAUCUUUUAGUAAUGGGAGCUCGUCUUCUGCUUCUGAGAUUGACCAAGAACAUAAGAACACAGCUUUGUCUCUGAUGAUGAUGUCUAGGGAUUCGAAAGGUCAUAACUUGGUGGUGAACUCUAUGGCUGAGUCAUCAGAGAACAACUCUGUGAUUCUGGAGACCAAAUCUUCCUCAGGAGAGCAUCUAAAGAAGGUCUCCAAUGUGAAGAAUCAGGUUUUAGAGACAGAUAAAGUCGCAUCUGAUGACCAAUUGAGAUCUGCUGCUGAUGAUGAUAAUGGUGCUAUACUCUGUGAUUCAGACUCUGAUUCUGAUUACUUCAUACAUGGCCCGAAGAAGUCGGACUCAGACAUUUCCGUUGACGGAUCUCUUAGGAACACUGGAAUUGGAUCUGGAUUCAACAUAUUCAAGAAUAGUGAUGAGCUUGGGUUAAAGGAGGGAGGAUCAAAGUAUGAGCUAAGAAAAAGCAAAAGGAUCUUUCCUUCUUAUGAAAAUGGUGCACACAGCUUGGAAACUGAUUCUUGUGCAGACACAUACAGCAAGAUUCAUAGGUCCAGUGAUAGCAAAUCCCCAAUGGUGAAGAAAGCGAGUGGUGGUACAAAGAAGAAAAGCAAAGGUCACGAGUGCCCAAUUUGCUUCAAGGUGUUCAAAUCAGGCCAAGCUUUAGGUGGUCACAAGAGAUCACAUUCCUUUGAGAACCAAGAACACAGGAUCAAUCACCAUGCAGCUGAAAUGCGAAUCGAUCUCAAUCUUCCUGCUAUGGACAUUGAUGAAUGAAUCAGAACCUGAGAGAACUCAUCCCUCGGUUUUGUUCUCCAUGGUGUUUCAUCCUAUUUUUUUUUGUUUGUUUGCUCUAGAAAUUUUCAAGGUUGUGAAGGUAAAUCAAAUUCUUUUUGAUUUGUUCAUAGAAAGCUUUAUGAUUUA